This is a messenger RNA of Melitaea cinxia (Glanville fritillary), 953 nucleotides long. RefSeq names its product cuticle protein 8-like. NCBI's taxonomy places the organism in Eukaryota, Metazoa, Arthropoda, Insecta, Lepidoptera, Nymphalidae. The transcript has 5 exons. The record is from RefSeq and is a predicted model, not a curated record. The coding region runs from base 62 to 610 and encodes 182 amino acids. Gene Ontology annotation, cellular component: extracellular matrix.
UUAAGCACACAUCAAGUCUUAGUGCUUAGUGAUCUAGUGUUCUAAUCUUAGACAUUACAAAAUGUUCGCAAAGGCUAUUGUUGCGUGCGCCUUCUUAGUGGUAGCCCAGGGAGGGCUCAUUGCGAGUCCUCAUGGGGCUAUUUCAUCUCAGAGCAUAGUUCUCGGCCACCCGGCUCCUGCCAUUGCCACACAUGCCGUUGGCCCUGCAUACGCUGCACCUGCGUUAGCCGCAACCGCAUAUGGAUUUGGACUAGGUCACGGUACUAUCCUUUCUCACGGCUCCGUGUUGCAUGCGCCAGUCGCCCAUGCCGUUGCCCCUGUUGAUGUAUAUGCCCACCCCAAAUACCAAUUCAACUACGGUGUUACUGACGGCCACACCGGCGACCAGAAGAGCCAAUGGGAAGCCCGUGAUGGAGACGUUGUAAAGGGCCAGUACUCUCUUGUUGAACCUGAUGGCACCAUCCGUACCGUCAACUACUCUGCCGAUGACCACAAUGGUUUCAAUGCUGUUGUCAGCAAACAUGGCCACGCAGCGCAUCCCGCCCCCGUUGCGCACGCACCAAUUGCUGUAGCCGCUCCCUACGGCCACGGUGCUCUCCUCCACGGCUAAAUUACCUAAAACUGACUUAUUUAUUUCCUAAGUUUACUUAGAGUAAGACAGAAUACGAUAAUGUAACUUGAACGCUUCGUGGUAACGGUACAACGGAUGGUCUGCUUAAAGGCACAGCGUUUCAUAAGGUGUAUUCGAGAUGGGACGACGGCCCAAGACUUUACAAUCAGUACCUCCUAUUAAGGUGCUAACUUUUGUAAUAUAAUUUCUUUUAGUUUGUAAGUCUUAUACCGUUUUCAAAUUUAGUUAAGAAUAUACAUUUUAUGAAACGUUAGAAAUUGCCUAAGGGGUGCUUGGAGAAGGCUCCAGUUUUGCUUAUGUGUAAUAUACCUUUUCUCAUAUA